GUUCCGCGAACCCCCUCCUCCCUGUUCUCUCCUUGCCCUCGGACCGGGAUGUUGCCAGAUCUGGGCACUCCGGCGGCCUGAUGUUCGCCGCCGACCUCGCUCAUGCCAGGUUGUACCUCCGGUAUCCUCCGCCGGCGCCUCUUCUCGCCGGACUUCACCACCCGCGCCCCCUGUUCUCAAUAGCGAGAUUGAUUGGCAGUAGGAUUAGGAACACAUUAGGCCGUGUUACUCUAGUGCUGGUCAAAUAUACCAAAGAGAGAAAAGAAAAUGCUCUCUGGAAUCAAGUUUAUACCCAAAGAUCAGCUCUGCCAGGUGAAGAAGUCAAAUUCAGACUUUGAUGGUUCUGAUGAGGAGAGGAAGGAUUCAAGCAGCAGGAAGGGGAAGCACAAGAGAUUGAAAAGGAACCAAAAGAAGAGGAAGAGUUCACGAUAUGAUAGCUUUGAUGAGGAUGAUGAACCCUUAGGGAGAGAGAUGGGAAGGUCGGAGAGCGAGAGCGACUCCUCUUUGGAUAGGGAUGAGGAGAGAAGGUCUAGGAGGAGGAGGAGGAGUUCACGAUAUGAUGGCUCUGAUGAGGAUGAAGAAGGCUCAGAGAGAGAGAAGGGUAGGACGAAGAGCGACAACAGCAGCUCUUUGGAUAGGAAUGAGGAGAGAAGAUCUAUAAGGAGGAGGGGGAGAAGGGAGAGCUGGUCAGAGGAUUCUUAUUCAUCUGAGGAGUAUGAGAAGAAGAAGAAGAAGAGAAAGAAGGAAGGGAGGAGGAAGCCUGGGAAGGAGAGCAGAGGGAAAAGGGAUGGGGGGAAGGAUGAGUUCUUAGGUGAUGAAGAUGAUGAAAGAGACUUCACUGCCCAGAAUGAUACAGAGCUUGCAAGGAAGGAGUUGGGGCUUGAGUGGAUGUUGAGGUCUGGAAGCAAGAUGGACAACAAUCAGAUACAAGUGGACAAUGAGCCAGAAAGGCCUAUUGUUGAAGAGGUCAAGAGAACAAAUCCAAAAGAAUUGAAUCCAUAUCUGAAAGAUAAUGGAAGUGGUUACCCAGAUGAUGCUUCCAUUUCUGAGGCUGGCAACCAACUUCUUCCUUCAGUUGUUGGUGAUGGUGGUGCUAGCUGGAGACUGAAAGCCUUAAAGCGCGCAAAAGAGCAAGCAGCUCGUGAAGGACGAAAACUUGAUGAUGUUGUUGAAGAACGAUGGGGCUCUUUGAACCAGUUGGCUGCAUCUGUGACAGCUUCUAGGGCUGCCCCCACACAUGCUCAUCUACGCGCUAUAAAAGAAAGAAAGAUGGGACAAGCAGAAAGUUCUGAUGCUGUUGCAAAAGGUGGAACGAAGGGAGGUGAUGAAGAGGUACCCAGUGGCAACCGAGAUUAUUUACGUGAUAAGUCUUCUCGGCAUCCUGAAAUGAGAAAACCUAAACAGGAUUCUUUAUCGUGGAAAAGGAACAGAGUUCGGAAUAUGUCUUCAGAGGAUAAGUCACUUAUUGCUGAAGCUAUGUCUGGAGUAAAUAAAUUUUCUAAUGAUGGAAGUUUUAUGGAAAAUAUUGUUUGUCUUCAAAGAAAAGAUGCAGCUGUUUCUGAUGACUGUCAUGCAAAUGUGGAGGCAAAUGAUCGCAGGGCAAAUGAAAUGGACUGGAAGGAACAAAGCUCCAGUGAAAUGUCUUCAGCCAGUAAACAGGUAUUGACUGCAAAUCAGUUAGCAGCUAAAGUGCUGCAGCUUCGAAUGAAAGGGAAGCAUGAAGAGGCUGAGAAACUUUCGAAAGAGAUGGAGGACAUGGCCAAGAGACCUGAUGCUGGCACUAAAAUAAUUAAACAGGAAACUGAGCAAUGUACAAGCAGGUUUGUCGGGAGGCAGAUAUCUAAUGAACGCAAGAGAAGGGAAGAUGAUGCUGAUUUGCAUCUUGCCAAGAAAAUAACGCAAAACAGAAAAUAUAGCUUGUCAGGAAGGGUAGAUGAUGAAUAUGAUUUUGAUGAUGCUCCCAGCAGAAAACGAAACCGUAAAAUGGAGAAAGUGCCUGAAGAAAAAAGAAAUAUUUCAGCACGACUCUUGACACAACAAGAGCGUUGUCAAUUUUGUUUUGAGAACCCCUCAAGACCAAAACAUCUCAUUGUCUCCAUAGGAAAUUUCACAUACCUGAUGCUACCUCAGUGUCAACCUGUCGUGCAAGGCCAUUGUUGUAUUUUGCCAAUGCAGCAUGAGGCUGCAACCAGAACUGUUGACAAGAAUGUGUGGGAGGAGCUACGGAACUUCAAGAAGUGCCUCUCAAAGAUGUUUGCUAGACAGGACAAGGAUGUGGUGUUUCUUGAAACUGUUAUCGGCUUGGCAAAGCAACGCAGGCACUGCUUAAUUGAGUGUAUUCCUGUCCCGUAUGAGGUUGCAAAGCAAGCACCUUUAUAUUUCAAAAAGGCAAUCGAAGAAGCAGAGGAUGAGUGGGGCCAGCAUGAAAUGAAGAAGCUCAUCCCAACUAGUGGGAAUCUGCGGCAAGUGAUACCCCAAAACUUUGCCUAUUUCCACGUGGAAUUUGGCCUUGACAGGGGAUUUGUUCAUGUGAUCGAUGAUGACAGUAAUUUUAGCGGUGGAUUUGGCCUAAACGUCCUCAGAGGGCUUCUUCGUCUGCCUGAGGAGGACAUGCACCGGCGCCGGAGGCAUGAGCCAGUGGAGAAGCAAAAGCAAGCAGUUGCUAGUUUUGCCCGGGAGUGGGAGCCCUUCGAUUGGACGAAGGAGCUUGAUUAAGUAUGAAAACCUGGUGGAUCGAUGGUGUCUUUAUGGAUGUUUCGAUCUUAUCCUUUUUAUCAGUGUAAUUUGAUUUUUUUUUUUUUUUUUUUUUUGAAGUUCAGUAGAUAUCAGAGUUUUGUAUGAUGGGAUCACAAUCGUGAGUUUACUUUAAAGAUGAAAGAUUUCCUGCUUUAAAAUCAAAAGAGAAGGAAAUAGCAUGAUUGACAUGGAAA
Phoenix dactylifera (date palm) is the source of this 2930-nucleotide messenger RNA. RefSeq names its product CwfJ-like family protein. Gene Ontology annotation, biological process: mRNA splicing, via spliceosome. Gene Ontology annotation, cellular component: post-mRNA release spliceosomal complex. NCBI's taxonomy places the organism in Eukaryota, Viridiplantae, Streptophyta, Magnoliopsida, Arecales, Arecaceae. The record is from RefSeq and is a predicted model, not a curated record.